This is a messenger RNA of Onychostoma macrolepis, 1032 nucleotides long. RefSeq names its product melanoregulin (gene mreg). Lineage: Eukaryota; Metazoa; Chordata; Actinopteri; Cypriniformes; Cyprinidae. The coding region runs from base 16 to 735 and encodes 239 amino acids. The transcript is spliced from 5 exons. Gene Ontology annotation, cellular component: melanosome. The record is from RefSeq and is a predicted model, not a curated record. Gene Ontology annotation, biological process: melanosome transport.
UCUUGUAUUUUGAGGAUGGGUGCCACCUUCAAGAAGUUCUGUAUACGAUUCUGCUGUUGCUGCUGCUGUCAGGAUGAGGAGGAGGAGGAUGAAAAGAGACCUUUACUUAGUCACGACACGUUGGAAUAUUUCGACCGCGAGGCGAAAAAAAGGCGGGACCAAGAGACCAACCUGUGGAGUGAACCUGGAGACCCCUCCCACUCCGAGAGGGACGACGACCGCACGCUCUACAACCUGCUGCAGUGCAGAGCCCAAACCCAGCGAGGCUCUCAGGGCUACCGGCGUUUGAGCAUCGACAUCGAGGCCAUGAGAGACAUGAGGAGAGAGGUGCGAGAUAAAUGGAAGAUGAUCCUGGAGAAUCUGGGAUUCAUGGCUGAAGCCGAAUCUCUGCUGACUGUGUCUGCCACCGCAUCAUAUGACCGCAUGAGAAACACAGCGGUCGCCCGCAGCCUGCUACAGACCCUCCACACCGAGACGUCCCUAUUCAACAGCAAAGAGCCUCCACCCGAGAGAUACCUCUUCAUCCUGGACCGGCUGAUUUAUCUGGACGCUGCAGAGGAUUUUGUUGCCAAAGCUCGUCGCUUCUACCCUCCUAAAGAUUAUGAUGAUGAUGAUGAAGAGGAAAACACCUGUCUAAUAAAUCUUCCUCUGCUGCUGUCCCGCAUGAAUCAGAACAUCUCUGGAGGAGAGGAUGAGGAUGAGGAUGAUGAGGGCGAGACCACUGGUCCAGAGUGACUCGGAGAUGUUUUCAGAAUCAGUUUGAGGGGUUUUGGAGGUACAUGGAUUUGGACUGAUGUUAUCUUCGGUCAAGGUGGAUAGGGAUGGUGAAGAUUAAAUGGAACAGAUUUAAACCAUUUAUUAGUCAAAUGCUUUUUUGAAGAAGAGGAGACUAUCAUUAAAAUAGCUGCAGAUCUCACGUUACUAUGAAUUAUAAGAUCAGGAGGAGAUUCAGGAUUACGGAGACAUGCUGAUAUUGAAAGUGUAAGAUGGUGAAGUGAAUUUGAAUAAAUAGAAAUGAAACUUUCUUUUGAA